AUGGUUCCAGCUCCAGUAUGGCCUACAACAACAUCCCCCCCCGUCUACCCUACCACCUGCCUUAUUGGUCUGAAUAGCCCCUAUCUCAACCGAGCCCACGACUACAACUGUACCAUCGAACAAGUCGCCGCACAAUGGAUUCCCGAAAUCCGCGCCCGCCAACCUCACGGGCCCUACAUCCUGGGCGACUGCUCUGCCGGCGGGUACUAUUCCUACGAAGUCACGAAACAGCUUUUAGCUCAGGGAGAAGCCGUUUCGAAACUCAUCCUUCUCGAUUCACCCUGUCGUACCGACUUCGCGGCCCUGCCCGUCGAGUGGCCAGGUAUCUGGGAAAGACAGGCCGGAUGGGGAACUGGGAUUCCGGUGAUUGCACCCCAGAAUGGGUGA
This is a messenger RNA of Exserohilum turcica Et28A, 387 nucleotides long. RefSeq lists its product as uncharacterized. The transcript has a single exon. The coding region runs from base 1 to 387 and encodes 128 amino acids. NCBI's taxonomy places the organism in Eukaryota, Fungi, Ascomycota, Dothideomycetes, Pleosporales, Pleosporaceae. The record is from RefSeq and is a predicted model, not a curated record. Gene Ontology annotation, biological process: biosynthetic process.